Panicum virgatum (switchgrass) is the source of this 533-nucleotide messenger RNA. RefSeq names its product lysosomal beta glucosidase-like. The transcript is spliced from 2 exons. Gene Ontology annotation, biological process: glucan catabolic process. The record is from RefSeq and is a predicted model, not a curated record. NCBI's taxonomy places the organism in Eukaryota, Viridiplantae, Streptophyta, Magnoliopsida, Poales, Poaceae. Gene Ontology annotation, molecular function: beta-glucosidase activity. The coding region runs from base 45 to 533 and encodes 162 amino acids.
GAUAGCUAGGGAUCGAAACAGCUACAAGCUGAUCGAGCUGAGCUAUGGGGGUGCCAGGUGGAGGUGGAGGUGGUAGCAGGGUGGCGGUGGCCAUUGCAGCAGCAGCUGCCUGCCUGUUGCUGCUGCAGCUGUGCGGUUGUGCGGCGGCGUUGCCCAUGAAGUCCGGCGGUGGCGGCGGGGCCAGGUACAAGGACCCGUCCCAGCCGCUCAACACGCGGAUAGACGACCUGCUCCGGCGGAUGACGCUCGCCGAGAAGAUCGGCCAGAUGUCGCAGAUCGAGCGCGAGAACGCCACCGCCGACGUCAUCAACAAGUACUUCAUAGGGAGCGUGCUGAGCGGUGGAGGCAGCGUGCCGGCGAAGAACGCCCCGCCGGAGGAGUGGGCGAAGAUGGUGAACGGCAUGCAGAGCGGCGCCCUGUCGACGCGCCUCGGGAUCCCCAUGCUCUACGGCAUCGACGCCGUCCACGGCCAUGGCAACGUCUACAGGGCCACCAUCUUCCCCCACAACGUCGGCCUCGGAUGCACCAGGUAA